ACAGCGCUGGAAGGCUGGACUCGGCAGACACGUGACUGCAGUUCAAACCUGGCGGCGGCGGGAGAUGAGGAGACAGGAGAGCUGCCAGGUGUAUUACCCGCCAUACUUCAGACUGGCAACUGACCGGCCGACACCACAGCUCCUUCGGAACCUGCAACUCACCGCCGCGCACUACUCAUGGGGAACGAGGAGAGCUUGCCCGGACCAAGACAUCACACCUGUGAUAAGGGUUGGGGUUCCCAUCGGCAAACUCCUAAAGGGACAAGCAGAAUAACUCAGGCUUGUCGUAUCUAUGAUCAUGAAAAUCGUGCUCCGGUCCUUGAUAUCCAUCCAGAGUUGACAGUGCCAUAUUUUCGACUACGAUACCCACUUCAAACACCUAAUGCCACCUUACCAGACAUAAACGAUACAAGCCAUCACAGUCGUCCAGUGGCCAAUAGACCAUGCUACACGUUUCUCCACUGUGGUCAGGACAGAAGACUUGUCCUCUCCAGAACUGAGUCUCCACGGUUUCAUUGCCAAACUAAGGGCAAGAAUAUCCGACUUGAUACUCAUGGAAGAAAAGCCAUCCGUCGUAAUAGCUUUUGUAAUGGAAUUACCUUUACUAGUCGCCCCAUUCACCUGUAUGAGAAGGUCCGUCUGAAGCUUGUGUCCGUCCACCAUGGUUGGAGCGGAGCUCUACGUUUUGGAUUCACAAUUCACGAUCCGGCGCAAAUGAAGACUGAAGACAUACCCAAGUAUGCAUGCCCUGAUCUGGUUACCCGACCUGGGUACUGGGCAAAAGCUUUACCAGAGAGAUUUGCACAGAGGGACAAUAUUUUAGCAUUUUGGGUUGAUCGCCAUGGAAGAAUUUUCUACAGCAUCAAUGAUGAGGAACCCAUAUUAUUUCAUUGUGGAGUUAAAGUCUCUAGCCCUCUCUGGGCCUUGAUCGAUGUCUAUGGCAUUACCCAAGAAGUACAGAUACUAGAUAGCACAUUUGCAGAGACCAUGCCUCCAGGACGUCUGAGCAGUCCCCGACUGAGCACCUGUCUGCCCCAAAGUAGCCAUGACUCUGCAAACUUCAACAAUAAUGAACUGGAGAAUAAUCAGGUGGUGGCCAAAAUUGCCAACUUGAACUUAAGCAGGAUGCCUCCGCAAACGGACAACCAUGCCAUCCCUUGUUGUCAAAACAGGCAGCAGCGUUCACAGGCCAUGCCCACCAUAUUGGACACUGAGCUUCAUUUUCAUCUGACCCGCGGUGCUGACAUCACCCUGUCUCCAGACCGAACAGUGGCAUAUACUAACUGGCAGGAAAGCAACAGGACGAUAGUGUUUACUGAGCGGCCAGUGCACAAUGGCGAGACCCUGUUCGUGGAGACGGGUCAGCUGCCACUGCCUUAUUAUGGCUCGUUAUCAUUUGGCAUCACCUCCUGCGAUCCAAGCACAUUACGGACAUACGAUCUGCCAUCUAACCCAGAGUACCUAUUGGACAGAAAGGAGUACUGGGUCGUACAUCAAGGCUUGUUCACAAUGGGCAAUGGGGAUAUCCAUAGCUUUUCAUUUACGCCCAUCGGGGAGGUCCACCAUGGCAUCAACGGAAACAGUCGUGGCAUGCUCAUGUGUGUGGACUCCUCACAGCCCCUUUGGGUAUUCUUUUCCAUCCAUGGGAUUGUCAAUCAGCUGAGAAUUAUGGGCACUGUACAGUCCAAUGUUCUCUCCCCAUCCGGUUCUCCUAGCGGCUCCCAGUAUGACAGUGACUCAGAUAUGGCCUUCAGCGUGAACCGUUCCUCUUCAGCCUCAGAGUCGUCUUUGGUGACGGCUCCUAGUUCCCCGCUAAGUCCUCCUGUGUCGCCUGUGUUUGCACCAGAACCUCAAGGAAGCAAAGAUGGGGAAUGCGCCGUUUGCUUCGACAAUGAAGUUGAAACCGUCAUUUACACCUGCGGCCACAUGUGUCUGUGUAGUAGUUGUGGAAUGAAGCUGAAGAGACAGGUCAAUGCCUGUUGCCCCAUCUGCCGAAGGGUGAUAAAAGAUGUCAUCAAAACAUACCGUCCUUAAAUGAGUGUGACCUUUUUACAGGGAUGUUUGGUGUGUGGACUUAUUUGAAUAUAGAGUGAAAUCAGGGAUUAUCCCUUAAAGGAAUCCAUGCUUUAUGUGUUGGCGCCGAGGUUAAACAUAUGAGGGUGGUGUAGCACAAUAUGUGCCAGUGUCCUUACAUGGCCAGCUGAUAAAGGGAUACCUCCAGCACAAGGUUGUAAAACAAUUGUUCAGGGUGCACUUACUGAGCCAUCCAGCUCACCGACAUCAUUGGCUGGAGAGGUGCCUUUACUCAGGAGUGUCCACUACACUAGAAUAUCACCGCCCAGGGCCCAUUUUCCGCGAAUAAUUGUUUAUCAGUGCAAAUAGUAGUAGUGCCUUUCAGUGUCCUUAAUCAGUCAUUUGAAGGCAGAUUUCCAUCAGGACAUACUACAGGGCUGAUGUAUGAAAACUGGAGUUUUUGCCCAUAGCAGCCAAUCACAUUCACUACUGUGGUCAAAGUCAAACGUAAAUCCUCGGUAGUUGCUUAUUUUUGGCAACUAUCUCUUUUUGCCUCCAGUUCCACAAGAAAACCCCAUACUUCAGCAAUGUUUUUCCCCAGUGCAUUGAUACUGGGGCACAGAUCUUAUCAAGGGGGCUACCCUAUGUUACAGUGGUACAAAAGAGUUCACAGAGCUCAACACAGCCAUAGGAUUACUUUCUUACAAUAAUAUGAAAACCUAUUGUUUUUACCACCCAGCAAUAUAACCUGUUCUCCUUUAUCACUAUUAGUGAGGUGUAACAGAUGUAUGGGCAGAGCAACAAGGAAAUGUACAGCUGUUGUAACCGUUGCAUCACACAGAAACACGUAAUAGUACGAGUGCCCCCAGAUCAAUGUGAAACAUUCAUCAUCUCUAUUUUUGCAAGGGAAUGUGUUACCAUGUAAUAACAAUAUAUUGGCUUUUGUGAAAUGUCUGAUGUGCCUUAAAUGGUAAUUUGAAAGAUUCA
Messenger RNA from Rana temporaria (common frog), 3000 nucleotides. It is a transcript of the gene NEURL1B, whose product is annotated as neuralized E3 ubiquitin protein ligase 1B. Gene Ontology annotation, molecular function: ubiquitin protein ligase activity. The record is from RefSeq and is a predicted model, not a curated record. Bases 178 to 2034 code for a protein of 618 amino acids. Gene Ontology annotation, biological process: ubiquitin-dependent endocytosis. The transcript is spliced from 6 exons. Gene Ontology annotation, cellular component: early endosome. NCBI's taxonomy places the organism in Eukaryota, Metazoa, Chordata, Amphibia, Anura, Ranidae.